Molecule: messenger RNA, 597 nt
Organism: Monoraphidium neglectum
Lineage: Eukaryota; Viridiplantae; Chlorophyta; Chlorophyceae; Sphaeropleales; Selenastraceae
Exons: 1
Coding region: 1-597 (198 amino acids)
Source: RefSeq, a predicted model, not a curated record
AUGGACCGGGUCCAAGUGUACCCAGAUGGCGAGCUGGCGGUCACCGCAGUGACGUCACCCGGCGUCACCCCGGCGGCCGGCUCCGCCGCCGCGCGCCGCGGAUCGCCGCUGCGCUCGUCGUCAUCGAUGGGCAGCGCCGCCAUGGCGGCGGGGUACGCGGCCGCUUACGGGGCGCCGACCGGCGCGCGGCUGCCGGGUGGAGGGAGUCCUAUGCACCACCAGCAGCAGCAGCAGCAGCAGCAGCAGCAGCAGCAGCAGCAGCGCGCGCCGUCGGGCCAUUCAACACUGACGGUGUCGGCAAGGGCGGCGGCAGGGGCGGCGGCGGGGGCCGAGGGUGGUGCCCAGGCGCGGCAGCUGCUGGAGGCGGUGCAAGGGCUGAGCGCGGCUGAGGUGGCGGGCAUUGAGGGCUUGGCGGCGCACGCAGCGGCCCAUGGCGGCGCGGCGGUGGCGCCCCGCCAGGGUGCGGCUGGGGCGGCGGCGGCAGCGGCGGAGGCGGGCGCGGGGAGGAGGCCGGGGGGCGCGCUUGAGCGGGCGCGGGCGCAGAUGGAGCGGCGGCGCUCGAGCGCGGCGGAGCGUGAUGGCGGCCGGCAGGGGUGA